UUGCUUCGAACUAGUCCUUAACGCGCUCGUGUUGCGCAGUGAGAGAGCCGUGGGCUGUUUGGCGCGGCUGUUUCUGCGUUGGCUUUUGCGCAAGACCUUCUCGAACCCAAACAAAAAGAGAAACUGCGAUCAAUCAGCAGCUGAUCCGCGUCUCCGUGGUUCCGUGCGGCCGUAUCGAGUCCCUCACGAUCCUCUCAGACCCCCGGCAGCGAUCCAGAGGAGCGGGUGAAGGCGGAGGUUUUCCCGGAGCCGGUCCGGAUCAGCGCAGGUUCGGUUCGGGUUCGGGUCUGAAGGAAGUGAUGCGGGGGAAUCGUCAACCAUGAUCAUCUACUGACCCAAAGAGCACCAGAAGCACACAAGAGAAGCACACUCUUCUCCAGAGCAGGGAUUCAGAACCGAUCCGGUUCGCCCGGAGGGUGGGAUUAGCUUUAGCUUUAGCUUUAGCUUUAACAUGACAGCAGCGAUGCGCUGAUUCCGAUCCGUUUCAUCAUCUUUCCACAGGCUAGCGGAUGUUCCGGCCGUCUCCAUGGAGAUUCCUCAGAUGACACGUGGCUUCAGUGCUCGGGGAUUUGGGGCAUGGUGACUGCUGUCCGUCAGCCAGAGCAGCGGCGUCUAGCAGGGGCCGUCUGGACCUGAAGGAAGACCUCUGAGACGUGGACGGGACGACCAAUACGGGAACGAGAGCGGGAGAGACAUGGGUCAGUGUGUGACUAAAUGUAAAAACCCCACAUCCUCUCUGGGCAGUAAAAGUGGCGAAAAGGAUGCUGGGAAAUCGCACGGUAAAAAAGGAGGUGGUACAGGCGGCACGCACAACGAGGAAGUGGCCAAGUCCUCCGGCGACGUCAUAUUCAACGGCACCAAAGUGUCAGAGGUGACUGUGGAGAGCAGCACGGCUCCGGCCGUCUCCGCGGAAGCGCAGCGGGAAAAGAGCGCGCAGGACGGGGGAGGAGUGUCGCUCGCGCAGAUCGACGACUUGUUCUUGUGUUAUAAGGACGAUUAUGAAGAUGCCAUCCUGGAGGAGGGGAUGGAGCGCUUCUGCAACGAUCUGUGCGUCGAUCCGGCCGAGUUCAAAGUGCUGGUGCUGGCGUGGAAGUUCCAGGCUGCUACCAUGUGCAAGUUUACAAGGAGGGAGUUUGUGGACGGCUGUAAGGCGAUCCAGGCCGACAGUAUCCCAGGGAUCUGCUCCCGGUUCUCCGUGCUGCUAGAGGAGUCCCGUGGAGAAGAGAGUUUUAAAGAUCUGUACCGCUUCACCUUCCAGUUCGGGCUGGACGCCGAGCAGGGCCAGCGCUCUCUGCAGCGCUCCAUCGCCAUCGCGCUGUGGCGGCUCGUCUUCACGCUGGACACGCCGCCGCUGCUGGAGCACUGGCUGGACUUCCUGUCGGAGAAUCCGUGCGGCGUGCGCGGCAUCUCCCGCGACACCUGGAACAUGUUUCUGAACUUCACGCAGAGCAUCGGCCAGGACCUCAGCAACUACAGCGAGGACGAGGCCUGGCCCAGCCUCUUCGACUCCUUCGUGGAGUGGGAGACGGAGCGGCGGCGGAGAGAACAGUCGGACUCUGAGGCCGCGUCCGUGUGGCCGGGAUCUUGAGGGCGGCCGCGUUUGGGAUGGGGGUGAAUUCUGGACGAUGACGUGCGGAGGUGUUUCUGAGCCCGUCACUCUCCAUCCUCCUGUUCUAAUUACUGUCAUGAAAUUUUCAGUCUUACCGCAUUGUGUGCACUCAGACUUUUGUUUUAAUGAAAGGGCUCCAAACGAAUAGUUUUUUAAAGCACUUUUAUUUAAGUUAUUGCUAUUGUUCCUUUCAUUUGUUUUAACGUUCACAUUCAUCCAGAGCUGUUUCUUCUUGCUAAUAUUUUGGGAUUGACCUACACGCCAAAGAAAAGGGAAUUCUGUCAGCUGCCUACCGAGUUCGAACACACGCACACACACACACACACACACACACACACACACACAGAUAUUUAUGCACACAGGAAACCUGCACACACACAUGCCAGCUAAACGCUGCAGGGGAUGUGUUUUGACGGUUAUUUUUGGUUUGAGGGGUGUGUGGUGGUUCUGUGAUUGAUUGAUGUCCUGAAGCCCUCUAAACCUCAGUUCUCACAUGUGCUUCCCUAAUCCUCUCUGACUUUAUUUGGUUCUUCUCAUUCACGUCUCCUCGGAUGCGUUCAUUCAUUCUCAUGUAUUCUCAGUGGUCAGAUGUGUGCGAGAGGGAAAUACAGAUUCAUUUGAAGUUGGACGUCUGCUGUGAGCUUUUUCUUUUAUUUUACAGUUUACAUUUUUUUUUUUUUAAUUCUAAGUGAUUUCAUUUCAGUCUUUUUUGUCUGGUUUUAUAUAAAUGAUACAGUUUAUAAUGAAUA
This is a messenger RNA of Cyprinus carpio (common carp), 2358 nucleotides long. Its product is annotated as DCN1-like protein 3. Gene Ontology annotation, cellular component: ubiquitin ligase complex. Gene Ontology annotation, molecular function: ubiquitin-like protein binding; ubiquitin conjugating enzyme binding; cullin family protein binding. Lineage: Eukaryota; Metazoa; Chordata; Actinopteri; Cypriniformes; Cyprinidae. The record is from RefSeq and is a predicted model, not a curated record. Gene Ontology annotation, biological process: positive regulation of ubiquitin-protein transferase activity; protein neddylation.